AUGGAGGAUAUCGACACCAAAUGUGCAGCUCUACGGGCGCAAAUCGCCGCCACAGAAUCCCAACUUUCAGCUCUCAAGCAGGAACUUGAAGCGGCCGAGAAGCUUCAAGGAGAAACAAGGCCAGCAUCGAGCGAGCAUUCUGAGCGCAAAUGGCCUCUUUCAGCAGAGGAGUACCAGCGAUACGGACGCCAGAUGAUCGUUUCGCAGAUUGGACUUCCUGGUCAACUCAAACUUCGAUCCGCAUCGGUUCUAUUAGUCGGCGCAGGCGGAUUAGGCUGCCCUGCAGCGCUAUACCUCGCGGGCGCUGGAAUUGGUACACUUGGUAUGGUUGAUGGAGACACGGUCGAAUCCUCGAAUCUUCAUCGCCAAGUUCUGCACCGCACGAAGAAUGUGGGAAAAUACAAAGUUGACAGUGCGAUUGAGUAUCUGGAAGAAUUGAAUCCUCACGUGAAAUAUCAUGCCCAUCGGGAGCACUUGACUCCUCAGAAUGCACCUGCUAUCUUUCAAAAUUACGACAUUAUUCUCGAUUGCACUGAUAACCCCGCGACUCGAUAUCUGAUAUCUGAUACGGCGGUCCUUCUCGGCAAACCACUUGUCUCAGCGUCAGCAUUGAGAACCGAUGGACAGCUCAUGGUCUUGAACAAUCCGGCCAAACCACCUGGCGAUCUAUCAGGCGGACCGUGUUACCGAUGUGUCUUUCCCAAGCCACCGCCUGCAGACACUGUUGUUAGCUGUGCAGAUGGAGGUAUUCUCGGACCAGUAGUCGGUACAAUGGGUCUCUUACAAGCUCUUGAGACUAUCAAGGUUCUCACAAAGCCUGCUGAUCAGAACGCCGAUGAUCGACCUGCCCUGCACAUUUUCUCCGCUUUUAGCCAACCCCCGUUCCGUACAAUUCGUCUAAGAGGUCGACGUGCCAAUUGUGCUGUCUGUUCAUCGGAGCCGACUAUCACAUUAGCGACUCUUCAAUCGGGUUCAACAGAUUAUGUUCAAUUCUGUGGUUCGGCAAGUUUUCCGCAAGUGCUUUCCAAGGAUGAACGCAUAACUGUACGCGACUUUGAGCCUAUCUACGACUCCAAGAAAUAUACAUUGAUCGAUGUUCGCGAUCCCGUCCAAUUCGGUAUAUGCAAUCUUGAAAACAGCAUUAAUAUCCCCAUUAGCCAAAUUCUGCAAAGCAAAGCCCAAAAUACAGAUUCAAAGGAAUCACUAAAGUCACUUUUUUCAUCGGAAGUAGUCUCUACCGGCUCCACCGAUCCGAUAUACUUCGUUUGCCGUAUGGGCAAUGAUUCGCAAUUGGCUGUUCAGAAGCUGAAAGAAUUAGGCUUGGGCCAAGAUGGAAAACGAUUUAUUGGUGAUCUUCGCGGUGGACUGAAAGCAUGGAAAGCAGAAGUUGACCCAGAGUGGCCGGAGUAUUAA
Molecule: messenger RNA, 1413 nt
Organism: Talaromyces amestolkiae
Lineage: Eukaryota; Fungi; Ascomycota; Eurotiomycetes; Eurotiales; Trichocomaceae
Exons: 3
Coding region: 1-1413 (470 amino acids)
Biological process (GO): protein urmylation; tRNA wobble position uridine thiolation
Cellular component (GO): cytoplasm; cytosol
Molecular function (GO): adenylyltransferase activity; thiosulfate-cyanide sulfurtransferase activity; URM1 activating enzyme activity
Source: RefSeq, a predicted model, not a curated record